GUAGCAACCGUCGCCAAGCAUAAAAAUAAAACUACAGGUAGGAUAAACACACAGAUCCAGUCAUCUCGAGGAAAAGCUCGAAAGUUCAUUCGAGAUUGGGCUACUGUGCCUCCGGAAGGCGAUUGCGCUUGCGACGUUCGUUCAAUAUCCAUGUCAAAAGUAGUGAAGAGGACUGCGACACAAAGGGAACCACACAGAUGAAUAGGAAGGAUGCCUGUUACUUGAAGUGAGCUAUGUGACAUUGCCUUCCUGUGCAAGUGGUGGGGAGACAUGAGGGCUGUCCUGCCCUGGGUCCUCUUUGGGGCAUUCUGCGCAAUCACAGGCAUCUUCUGCAAUCCCAUGGUCCAUUUGUCCAUGAGCCACAAACAGUUGGAGCGAACUGUGGUACAGAAGUUGAAACCCCAGCCAGCUUCGAAGGGGGCGCUGAGCCAUGCCCCCCAGCGGGGCCUCAAGGAUAUAAGUCUGGAGGAGACGAAAGGGAUCAACUCCACUUCGUUUCACUCUGGCAUGAGGCAGGAGCCCUGGGCUCUGGUCCCUCUGGAGCAGUGGGAUGAAGGCCCCACUAGUGACUCUACAAUACCCCAGGAUUUCCUGGAGGAGUAUGCAUACCCAGACUACCGUGGGAAGGGUUGUGUGGACGAGACUGGCUUUGUGUUUGGUGUUGGUGAGAAGUUCACCCCAGGGCCUUCCACGUGCCCCUGCCUCUGCACUGAGGAAGGGCCCCUCUGCUCAAAGCCAGACUGUCCUAAAAUUCACCCACGCUGCAUCCAUGUGGACAACAGCCAAUGCUGCCCUCAGUGCAAGGAGAUAAAAAAUUACUGUGAAUUCCGGGGCAAGGUCUACAGAUCGCUGCAAGAGUUUAAGGUGUCAGCCUGUGAGAAAUGCCGCUGUGAGCCAAACGGGGAGGUGCUGUGCACAGUGGCUGCCUGUGCCCAAACGGAGUGUGUAGACCCGGAAUACGAGCCCGAGCAGUGCUGUCCCAUCUGUAAGAGCGGGCCUAACUGCUUUGCAAACAAUUCUGUGAUACCAGCUGGACGGGAGGUGAAGAUCGAUGACUGUACGAUCUGCUACUGCACGUAUGAGGAGGGCACAUGGCGCAUUGAACGCCAAGCCACCUGCAGCAAGAACGAGUGCCAGCACAGUUAAAGCAGGUGGAGUAGGUGCUGGAUUCACACAGUGCAACAAACUGUCUUCAUCCACAGGGGAUCAGCCAAGUGACUUCUAUUCAAAUAUGUAUUAUAAACAAAAACUAAAAUAUUUCUAUGUUUUUUUGUAACCCAUAAAAAGAAAAUAUUUAUCUAUUCAUUAAUGUGUGUAUGGAUGGCAAAGGAAUCUGAUGUACUGUCAGAAACAUUUGUUUCAUAAGAUUGUGGUACAUAAUAUUGGUACACAUUACGUUGUCCAUCAGAGUAAGACCGCUAUCCUGAGGAUUUUAUUGAGCAAAAUUCAAUGACACUGAAACUUCACAUAAUCUCUGAAAUUAAAGCUGAAUACAUUGCAUGGAAAUUUCUACUACAGAUUCCAUUUCAGAAUUGACUGGAGAUUCAAUGGUAUUCUUGCAAUUAUUUUAUGUUCUGUAUUUGUGUAAAGGAGCCAUGCAAGAAAAUAACUAAAUUUAAAUGUAUUUGUUAAAUAUUUGUAUGUGUAUUUUCGAUGGUGAUGCUGCGCACAGUAAGCACAUUUUACUACUGAGGGACAUCAAGUCUACCACCUUGUUGCUGUGCUCUAUGAUUUAACGGUUUUAAUGUGUUUAUGUGCUUCUUGAAAACAUUGUAACAUCUCUCGUCCCAUUAAUCAUCUCCCAAUACACCUCUGAGUCCCAAGCUAACACAAUGUGACUUUUAGAGGAAAUACUUUUCUAUUCCAUAUUCAUUUGUAAUUUAGAAUAUUAUACUUCAGAAAGUUAAUAUUAUUCAGAAUAUCAGUCCAUUUUAGUAUGUUGAUAAAUCAAAAAAUUGUGAUCAUAUUUUUAAUGCAUGCAUGCACUUGAAAUUGUGAUAAGAAACAGCACACAUCCACAGUUAUGCACUCGGGGAAAAGACUGGAGAUUAAUCUUGUAUUACACCAGGAGGUGGGGUAGGCUGUUUUUAUGUGAAUAUUGUGUGCCAGUUGUACAGUGGGCUCCAGAAUUAUUGUCACCCUUGACAAAUAUGCACAAAACGUGUUGUAAUCUAAAAAAGAAUACAGAUAUUGACAUAAGCUUUAUUUUUUAUGCUUAAAUUAUUGUACUUUAUUAAUGAUUCAAUGGAAUCAAGAAAAGUCUUAUUAAAAUAAAAAAAAUUAAAUAUUUCCUUAAAAAAUAGGUUCCACAAUUAUUGGCACCCCUGGUUUACUACUUUGUGCAAACACCCCUGUUAAAGAUGACAGCAAUGUCAUCCUAUAAUUUGUGAUAAGGCUAGAGAACACAUUUGGAAGGAUUUUUGACCAUUCCUCCAUGCAGAACCUUUCAGAAUCAUUGAUAUCUUUUGCCCCCCUCCUCAGUUCAGAUACACGUUUUGCAUGGGAUUUAAGUCUUGAGACUGAGAUAGCUAUUGCAGAACUUGGAUGUUGUUUUUACUUAACUGUUUCUGCAUGGAUUUUGAUGUAUGUUUGGAGUCAUUGUCCUGCUAGACAAUCUACUUAUGACCAAGACUGCUUCCUAGCAACCAGAUUUUCUGCCAAGAUUUCCUGGUACUUUGUUGAAUUCAUUUCUUAAAUAGUGCCCCUGGACCACUGGCAGCAAAACUGUUUUCAAAACAUUCAUGUAUUUUUUUUACCCAAUACCUGACUUAUGAUGGUCAAUUUUUCCCAUGCUGACGGUUGACAAAGGGAUUUUGCAUGCUUGUUACCUUGUUUUUUCUCGUGAAACAGGAAGUAAUGGAAUGACGCAUUAGACUGAGAUUAGCUAAAUGAAAGUUAAAUUGUUUUGCCAAUUUCACUUUGUUUGAUUUUAUUUACAAUAAUGUUUAUGGGUGCCAAUAACACACCUGUGGAUUUCAGAAAAAAAUAGAUUACUAAAUCAAAAACAUUGAAACAUGAGAGUAAAUGUAUUUAAAUAAAUUAUAUAGAUUUUCUGUUUGUUUGAACAUAAAAUAGAGAUCAUUAUUCACGUUGUUUAUUUUAUGCAGCCUUUUUUUUUUUCCCCUGUCCUUAAUUUCUUAUUAAGGGUGCCAGUAAUUCUGGAGACCACUGUAAAGUCACAGAUUAAGUUUAUUCCAGGACUAAAUUGAGUUUUGUAUGGAAAAUCCCCAUACAUAAUUGAAUUUAGGCUUAAUCUGUGUCUGUGAGACUGGCCCUAUAAAUAUUCUUUUGUUACGUAUGUAACAUAAUCUCAUGAAAGUUUCUGAUUUAUUCAAAUUCUGUGCUUUUUCCACAUAGAUUAUUCCAAAGCAACAUACACUGCUCUUUAGGUGCACAGUAGAUUUGGGAAGGUGUGUGCCAAAUUUCACACCUCUACAUUUUUAAUUGAAUUACUGAAUAUUGGAAUUUACAUUGAUGAUUUACUGUAGCGUUAUUGACUGUUAUAUACCAUAUUUGUGCCAUUGGUCAUAGUGGGCAUAAGCCUCCACUUACCUGUCACGUUUAAUUAAGUUUUGAGAAAUUCUGUGUAUUUUAUAUCUGUUUUGUUAAAAGGUGGCUGAAAAAUACAAUUAAAAAUCAGAGUACCAUAUUAAGAUAUGGCAACUUGCCUUCAGUGCUUAUGUAAAUAUAGCUGCAACAAGCAUUGUAAACAUAAGAAAAAACUUGAAAUUAUGUUUAGAAUUGUGUUUUGGUGUUUGAUGUGUAUAUUUAUGCCUUAGCAAAGUAAACAAUGGGGACCUGCAGAGCUCCAGAAAGUUAAAAGAAAUGUAGAUCAUUAAAAUGGCCACCUUUUAUUAACCCUU
Messenger RNA from Conger conger (European conger), 3863 nucleotides. It is a transcript of the gene vwc2, whose product is annotated as von Willebrand factor C domain containing 2. The record is from RefSeq and is a predicted model, not a curated record. Gene Ontology annotation, biological process: negative regulation of BMP signaling pathway. Lineage: Eukaryota; Metazoa; Chordata; Actinopteri; Anguilliformes; Congridae. Bases 271 to 1146 code for a protein of 291 amino acids. The transcript has 4 exons. Gene Ontology annotation, molecular function: protein binding. Gene Ontology annotation, cellular component: AMPA glutamate receptor complex.